AUGAUUGCGAACUCUGCAGCUGACUCGAAUUCUGACGUGGCUGGCUUCUGUCGGUUUGAAGGUAAGAAAAACAACAAACAGAGCAUACUUGAGAGGUGGAAUUACUAACAUCUUCAUUCCUAGAGCUCGCUUGAUGGUUGAAUUCUUCAACGGCUGAUUUGAGUAACAUGAUUAUGUGAAAUAGCGUAAUAUGCAACGUACCUCAAAUCCGAUGACGGUUUCUCUUUGACGCAUUUGGGGAAUUUAAAUGGUAAACUCAGGGAUUAGAAAAAUCUUUGCACUUGGUGUCUUUGACUAAAAGUAAGCCUGGCCGAUAUAAAAAUCUCGCUUAAGAGGAUUACCUGUAACUAGUGUAACUAGGAGAUUUACUCCGUUAAAAUUUUCUGCGAUAUUUCGAACGCGAGGUGAGAAGGAUAUUACCGGACAAAUCAAUCACUAGUUGAACACAAGUAAUAGUUUGAUUUAAUGAUUACGCGCCUGCAAGCUCAGAAUGGCAAAGUAAGGAAUUGGGUUUUAGUACGAUGAGAGAAGUCUAGCUCUACAGAGUGAAAUAAUCUUUUACCCACCUUUAAAAGCAACUUCAUUUUCGUUGUGUUGCAGUAUGACCCAAACUAAUGCGAAAUGCUGACAGACGAGUUUGCAAUUGAUGGUAUAACCUUACACUAUGUUUACAAAAGACUGAACCUCAAACGGGAAAAGUGCAAACAUUUUUAACAAUCUUUCAUUAAAAUUCCUUAGGAAACACCCAUGUAUCUCUGAACUAAAGGGUUUUAGAACUUCCACCGUGCUCUACUGACGUCAUCGAGCUCUGACAUUUCAUUUAGCCCUGGAAACUCCUUCACGCAACAAAUGAAUGAGAAGUACCUUGUUGAAGAGCUGUUUUUCACUUUAAAAAGUGACAUUCUUUGUUCCAAGUCAAAAAAUUAAAAGGAUAUAUUUUUCGCCUAUUUGGUUUUUUCGUGGUCAACUUAUAACCAUUUUAGUCUUAACUAAACUAUUGACGAAAGAGCCGUUUAGUUAAAUGGCCCGGCCACACCAUGGAGUCUUAUCCACAAAUUAGAAGACUCAUUAUUUCUCCAUAAAUGACCCUGGGAGUUAAAGGGUCAACCAUGUGAUCGAUUAUUUCAUUGUCUUUUAUGAAGGGACGUGCAAUUAAUAAAAAAAUUCACAUCCCGUUCAAAAAAGACUUAAUAUUUCCAAGAAAUGAGAAUAAUAAGGAAACAUAAUUAUGCACUUGAGCGCAUGAACAGUUCAUUGACCACGACCAACUUCCUCCUAGUCUGUUAAGGAGGUGAGAAAAAUAAUUAUCGGCUUCUUUCAGGCCCUACACGAGAAUAGUUUCUUAUAUGAACUGUCCUGACCGGUUGACAAACUUUUGUACCGUAUAAAUGGAAAACUAAGUUCGGUUCCACUGUUAGGACUAAAAACGGAAAUUAAACAACUAUAAGCCACUGGGAUUACAAGCUUUUAUAAAAGACGACAAUCUGCAGUUGUAAAACUGCACUUCCGAUUCUGUUUGACCUUUAUUGUCUCAUAAUGCGUCACCAAAGGCAAAUGCCACGGAUUAAAUUGUAUGCUAAAUAAUAGUACGUGAAAAGCUGCUAAAAAUGUAGAUGAAAGGCUAUUUCUUUGUCAUAACUACUCCACUGAGAGGCAAUCUUACGGUUGCUUGUCACUGCUCUCUUUGCACGAACAUCUCUCACUCUUUUUGCAAAACAAAUGUGGAUAAUUAAUCUGUAACUCGCAACGGUCAUACGCCGAUGUCAAGUAUUCAGAGCCUCUUGUUUAACUCAGUUUAGUUACAAAAUUAUCGUGUUAAUAAGCAAUUUUUAUUCCAAUAUUCCUUUUCAUUUUCGGUUUCACGUUUAGAGUCUUUCCCAAAAACCUGCCAAAACAAGCAUGAUGGAUCUCCCCGCAAACUGAAUACAGAAAGUGACCUUUAUUUUUCCUUUAUUCUUAUCUUUUACAGCCAGCUUGUGUCGGCUGACUCCCUUCGUCACAGUGCCAAUGAGUUACAUGGACAUUCUUUCUGUAAGUAUAUUUGUCUACCAAAAGUAAUUGCGCAGUAGGCCAUUUCUGAGUUCCUCAAACUCUCACUUUUAACCCUUUAAGCCCCAAUAUCCACAUACAAAUUCUCCAAACUGAUCUCUACACAUUUCCUUUAAGGAUUAGUUAAGAGAAUUUGAUAAGAGAUCAAAGUAUUUUCUCUUAGGUGAUCAUUUUAUUAAUUCUCAUAACCUCCUCAUGACAAUGUAUGGAUAUCGUUAGGAGAAAAUUGCUGUUGGUCACUAUUGGGACUUAAAGGGUUAAAGCCAGUGGAGUUGGGUGCAAACCCUUUAACAUGAACGUAAGUUAUACCUGAAUGACCAUAAAACUUAUUUCCAUCAUAACACUUUGCGCUUCCUCCAUUUUUGGAAAAAAAACUCUGUAAUGGUCUACUGCGUAAUCCCCUUCCUUUUUAUUACCGAGCUGUGCGGUGACGGACCAAACAUGAAAUCAGAACAUUUCUUCAAUUAUUAUUAUAGUUACUUAACCUGACUCGAGGCAGUGUAUUAUCUCUCUCAAACAGCAGAAGAUCAUCUGCCACACGUCUUCCCCCAACUUUUGAGUUCAGAUCCUCAGGUCGUUGUAACGAUUUUCAUCAGGGGCAUCUGUAAGUCAGGAUAAAAAAACAAACUCGGAGCAUAUAUUAUAAGCCGAAGUACCACUUUACAAAUUACAUUUCAAAUUCUGUGUGGUUAAACUAGUAUAGCUACGCUUUUCAUAAAUGAGCACCUAUUAGUAUUCGAACAUGAAAGUACUAUUGUUUCCUUAAGCUUUCCUGAGCAGUUAACCCUUAAAAUCUAGUAAACGUGCAAAAAAAGUAAAAUCGCAUAGAGAGCAAAAACCACAAACCGCUUCGAACUUUUGCUUCUUUAAUCGUUCCUAUGCAUUAUUAUUUAGCCCUUAAACUGUUUUGGGUUAGGUCGCGCAUGGAAAAAGAACUGGUACCUAGUAAACGCGCAAUAAGUCUCGGAAAUCCCAUACAAAGUACAAACCACAAACCGCGAGAAUCAUCAAGACUUUACACUCUCAGAUUAUAAUUCUAGAUCUCAAAUCGUCUUCCGAACAGAUAUUUUCCGAAAAUUGACGGUUGGGUGCCCCUGUUAUAAUUCUUCAAGUCACUUCUUUUAACACGAGAAUUCAUAUAAAUCCACUCAAGGCCAACACCGAACCUCCGUAUUUCUCUUUUGCCUGCGUCAGUCGGUCAGCGGUUGAACUUGAACCUUUUGAUAUUCCCGCCAUAUAAAUUUAAGUUGGUCGCGACACAUUAUCAACCGUUGCGUGACAAGUAUUCAGAAGUAUUGUCCAGCAGGGAGAUAUUGGAAGUUUAGGAUUGUCUGCACCUAACAAAUCGGCUGGGCUUAUUUGAUUGUCUGCUUUUUAUUCAAUUUUACGUUCCUGUGAGUCGCCUUUCACACAGUACAGCAAUUCGUGAGAGCAGACAGGGCAGACAAGAUACCACUCAGCUGUGACAUAGGACCUGUUCUCGAGUAUGCAUUGUUUAUCAAGAAAUUCCUACGAAUAAUUUUUAAUACUGACGAGUAUUUCGAGAUGCACAUUAACUGAGGCAAAGCAAGAUCAUAGAGCUCAUAGGUUGGUAUUGAAUAUCUGAUAGUCAGGGGAGGGUUUCGAUCAAGGCAUUACUGAAGUUUUGGCCUUUCUCUUUAAACCAAGAAGACAAAGCCUUGUUUGUUAAGAGUGGAAAGCCAAUACAGAAUCAAUAGAAGUAUGUACAGUGACUAUUAAAUCGUAAGUUGAAUCCUUUUGCCAACACGAACAUUGCCCGAUAAAGGACGUCACUUUGCUUUAUAGUUACAGGCUUGCUUUUUUAGUUAUUAUUUGUCGUAUACGAGGAUACUUUGAAGGACUUCAGGCUUAUCACUCUCAUAAAUCUCUUAUAUUAGCCAUCCUCGUCCCGCAUUGUCGCAAUAUAGCAUUCCUCUCAGUCUCCUCCUUGCUACUAAGGUUUUGUCCACACAAUUCAGGUCAAGCCGGCCCACGCUAGUGUCCACACCAGAAAGAGAGGGGCCGGUGAAAUUUAAAACGGAUCACUUUGGAGAAAACGGGAAAGAAAAGUUCGCAGGAGCAAUUGUCAAAAAAGGAUAGAGUUUUUUUUUUUUUUCAAGUUUUAUAACAAAAAGAAAGGACGAGCCAGUGAAUGUACAGCUUUAUCUCUCGUUGUUCAUGCCUUAGAAAGGGAAUGAUGGUCAAAAAAAUGAAGCUGCGCAGCGGUUUUCCCAGCCACAAAGUAAUCAUAUCUCUGGCUUGCUCACCAUGUAAUGGCGGGAAAGCACGUGUAUACAUGUACCGCACAACCACACAUGAGGUAUGUGGCUUAGACUUCGAGCAGUCUUUUUUUUCAGUGCGCACAGUCAAGCAAAGCGCGCAAGACGCACGUACCAGUCCCAGUGAAUUUAUGUUGGAAAGCCGUCUGUACUUAAAACGCAAGCAAAUAAAGAGUCUACAGCUAUUUCGAGAAAGGUUGUCGGAAAAAUGUGCACGCGACAAUCCCGAAAGGUAAUAUGGGAUAUGAUCAAUACUCUGUUCCUGACGACUGUACCUGUCGAACCUACUUUUGUUGCUUUCCUUUAGCACUCGCAAACACUUUUCCACGGCCUUUCGUACCAAUUCUUUCAAACUUCUUUAAAUAACAGUGAACUUAAAACCACCCACAACGCCCUUCGGGUUUGUCGCGUGCACUUUUUCGACAACCUUUCUCGAAAUAUCUGUAUACUCAAAACGCACGUAGACAACUGCACUUUAGUCGCUCGUUUCCACGACUUUAUCACUCGAAAGAGUCGACUUGUGGGCAAUUCUCGCAGACAACGUACGUAGCAGUUAUUAACAAACCUUCCACGAGAAAGAUCAACUCUUACUCUUUCAUGACCGAAAUGAGAACUUUCCUCAAAAGCCUGACCUAGCUUAUAACUACAGCCCUCCCUACUGCUUGGACUAAUGUGGUGGACAAAUAUUUCGCCAAAAACAAAGUAGAUCCAUUUUGUAUUUUUUCCCUAGUAUCUUUGCGAUCACUGUGUAUUUUCUCCCUAGCUAUUUCAGAUCAUUGCAAAGGGUUAUUUCGAAGGUAAACGAAACUUCCGGCCUCUACCGUGUAACUGUAAAUAUGAGGUAACCGCGCGAUAUAAUUUGGUAAAUCAAACUUCCACACAUUAUAAGAAUGCAAGUUACUUAAUGUGCGCUCACUUUAGAAAUUACCACAUUUUAUAGUUUCUCUAGUCAGUAGAGGUUUCCCGUGCUGCUGCUCAACAUCACGUUACUUCAGUAAGGGCGAUCUAUUCUCCCGCCGCUAUCAAUGACUAAAAGAGCGGAAAGACCGACUCAUUAACACCGCUCCGUUACAAUAAACAAACCAACAUAAUAGUUUAUUAUUCACAGCCGCUUUGAAAAGUCUUUUUCUCUGAAAUUAUUUUAAUAUCCUUUAUCAAAAGGAAAACCUGGUCUGCGAACAAAGCAAAUAAGCCGCCUAUCGAUUAGCCGGCGUAUUCUCGGUUUGGGCGUUUUCGGUAAUUGCACCUAAUAUGAUGAUUAGACGCAAAUAUUUUAGCUUAAAAAUUAUUCCAUACGUGAUUUAACAUCACAACGGCGUCACAAGAACCCUGCCAAUCACUUCUACUACUCUUACAAAAAUAACCUGUUAAUGUUUCCAAUGGAGAUCAAUAUUUCAAGUAGUAUUAGCCCUAUCAAUCGUAUGCUUUUCGUGACUGCGGUCCGCCUCUGUUGAGAUUUAAGGGAGUGGGUGGUAAAUAUCGCACGCAUGAGAGCAUUUUCUCGACCAAAACAUUAGGGUUCUAGACUUCCAAGCAUUUUUCAGUCGAGUAACAGAAUGAAGGCUGAUAUAGAAUUAACGCGGUUUGGUAGAAUCAUGAAGACGGAUCUUAAAAGAAGACGGCACAUGGGUGGUACAUGGUUGCUUAUGUUAGAUGUAAGUGCUUGAAAUUCUCAGUUGAGUCAUCAUUUAAUUCUAUGCCGCAAACGAGACAUAAAUAGCGAUACUCAACAAUUAAUUUCUUCACUGCAUUCUUUUUUCUAAUGACUUUUUCUACAUUGUCAGCCUUAAAUUUAAGAUUGACGCUCUUGAGAUAAUUCUGAAUAAGCUAUCUAGACGGGAUUCAUUAAACUAAUGGUUGAAAAAUUGCGAACUAAAUAAGACAAAACAACCUUACAACGUGUAGGUUUCAGCGAUACAUAUAGUUUAAUGGGGGAUAGCUUCUGUUUAUAACUCAGUCGUCGUUUUUUAGAUUAAGUACUACUAAAUCGUUGUCUUUGUAGCUGAAAGAAGCGUUACAAACCACGCUGGUUAUAAAUCACGUAUAGUCAACACACUUUGAAAGGUAGGGAUUAUAGGACUUUACCGAAUUUGUGGCAAGCUCUGCUUCAGUUACGGGAUCAUAGUUUCUUGCCUAAGUUGCUCAACAGUCGUGGUACGACUGAUAAAUUGGCCCUGCGUAAGAGCAUCUGGGGCUAAGUUUUAAAAGACAACACGCUUCUACAACCCUUCUAACUUAGCUAUGAUUUAGUUAGUAUCAGUUGAUUUUUAUAACAAAUCAGGGUCAUGUUUUUGAACUGAAAUUAACCUCCGCGCCGACACCACUGACAUGCAUGAAAGAACCCGGCAUGUAAUUCCGAUAGUUGGUGCUCGUUGGGACGAGUCUGAUGACUUAGGGUUUCAAGAGAACGAUUGCUAGUUUAAUACCCGAAACUGAAUACCAAAUUUAUACAAUUCUCAAAUUUUGCGGAAAUGCGGACAACUAUAACUUAUUCGUUAUUCUUUCGUUUUCCGUGAAACGGAAAUCAGUGGUUUGGAUCCUUUCAGGGAGCGCCGAUUUUGUUAAAGCAGAAAAACCACCAAAGUGUCUCUCUGAUAUAAGGCAAGUUCCUCCUGAAUCUUAAGAGCGAAUGCACAGAAAAAUCGAGCAAAAUCGGUAAAUCGUGGCCACUGCUCAAAACCUAACUUACCCUCAUUUUCAGUCUGUAAUAAGGUUUUAAUGAGUUUAUAACACUGCUGAGGUUUAAAUUUCAAAAUGCGACCGAGUUUGGGAAUUAUUUGAGAUUUUCGAUUUCAACGGUCAGCGGGCCUAAAAUUAGCCGCCGAACUCGGGAAAAUAGCCCAGUGACAGAAUUGAGCUGAUUUUCAUAAACGAGCGAAUAUAUUGGCAAUCUUCCACUUAAAUCUCAAAAAGCAGAUAUCUAACAAUUUCUGAACGGCACAUUUUUUAGAUUUAGAGUAUAAAAUAUCGACGAACCAGCAGAAUUUUGAAACGUAAUUUGCAUAAUGCUUAUAAAUACAACAAUUUACCGCUAAAACCAAAAUCGAAUUUUCUAUAUGGGGGAAUUCUCCAAAUCACCCCAAAUCCCGCUUACUACCUAAUGAGAUAUGGUACUUCAACAUUAUCUGAAAGUUAGUCUGGUGUUCUUGCGAACGCUUGUAAAAUAGACUGAUUAUUUUGAGGUUAUUUCGCCCCAAACAACCGCUAAUUGACCCCAGGGUCAAUUGACACGUGCACGUCACCUUAGUUUUAUGCGUCGAUUUGAGCUCGUUAAAAGGGAGAAACUAACAAGAUUCUUUUAAUAUGUACCUGUUUUAAUGAAAUACACGCAAUCUUCAAAAGGAGAGGCCGUUCAAUGGGUAAUUUCUGUUCUUGAGAUCUUGUAGAUUGCAGCAUGGCGUCUGCGAGUAGACCUGAGUCUAGGUCUGUUUUCCCGUGACUGCGAAAUCAGAAUAACAUCAAGAAAUAAUUCUCCCUCGAAUCUUCUUAAGUGAAUCAGCUUUGCAGUGCCUUACCUGAGAUAAAAAGUGGGCCGAAAAGCAAACAUUUCUAGCGCAAUUUGGAUCCUUUCACUAAGUAAACCUAAAAGAACUACCUAUGGUCUUAACUCCUUUUCUUACUUUUCAGCUAAGCAGUGGAAUGGAUGCACUGCCGGACUUUUUUCGUACCAGUUUUUUUGCAGACUUUAAGACUAAAAUACAGGAUGUUACCUUCAUGUAGAUUCUUUUUGCCUGACAUACUUAAACUUAAAAUUGUGAAUUCUAAAUGAUAUUUUCUUUCCUUGCAUUUAAUGUAUAUAUAUAUUUUCUAUAUAGUUUUUAUGUAGUGUCAGCUCGAAGAUAUUAGCUUGUUAGCAACUCCAAAAUUCCAGUAUAAAUAAAGUUUUAUGUUAUGUUAUGUUGUGGAACGAAGUGUAUUGCAGAGCGAAAGGUGAGUAAACGUGGGAAAGAACGUUAGCUUUGAUUGCGUGACCAGCCAGUAAACGAUAGUCUCCAGCGAAAAAUAGGAUUCGCAAAAAUCUUGCUGAUGUAUAUUUAACAGUUUGUUACUUUAAGUUUACACCUGGUUUGUCUAAAACUUUAAACAAUGCAUAUCUGUCCAAGAGUACAAGAAUGUUUCGAAAGAUCCACCCCUAAAUAACUGUGGGCUACUCCUUUUUCCCCAGCACCGAUGUGCACUUCCUUCCCACUGUCUUUUGCAUGAGGCUUGUAUGCUUUUUUAACUGUUAUCGACACUUAAAAGUGGCCGUUUAAGGCCUGGUUUAAGAACUUGACUGACUUAAAAAACCGUCGCGAACAUGCGCUAUUAUUGUUGGACUUUGGAAGCUUUAAGCCCAAAAUGAUGGUGCAAUCUCGAGAAAUUUGCCCGGGUCUAAUUAUAAGACAGAGAACGGGUACUAAGAAAGGGUCGGUCUCAUUUAGCAACCCGUGGACAAUCUGGGCACGCUUGCCUUCUGUCGCAGGGGCAACCGUUAAGACCAGGUACGCCGCCCCCACCCGAGAGGAUUGCAUGGCAUCCACCAUUUCAGUCGCUGUUUCUACAUCAUGACCUUCAAUUAUCAUGAAUUAUAAUGCGGGCCUUGAUCGUUGCCACCUUACCAGAAGUCUAAUCUUCGCACUGUUAGACCAUGAGAAUCUCUAUUAUUAUUCCAUAAAUGCAUCAUUGACUUUUCCUUGCUCAGCUUCCGGUAAACCGAUACUCCGAAGCAAAAAUAGCUUUACAACGACUCUAUCCAGGCCAGAACUCCUGAUAUCAACAAAUAUACCCCCAAAGAGAGCAAACGUUCCCCGAACUAUUCACUUGACCCACCUCAUCCCUUCGUUAAGAAACACUACGCACUCAGUUCACUGGACAAAACGCGCUCGUGAAUAUACCAAACUAUAGCCGUUCAUCCUACAAGCAAUCUUAGUUUCAGCAGGCGUGGCCACGUUUCCAGUUGCUGUAAGAUUAAUUCGACACCUGCAACAGACACUGUAAAUUAAAUAGCAGCCACAACGCCCUUUUUUGAAACACUCAGGACGACAAAGUUUAUAAAAGACUUAACAGGUGUGCGCGGCGGUUUCCUUUUCUUCCUUCCCUCCCAUUGUAGCACUCAAAUUCUGACCCUGAUAUUAAUUCUAGUAGUAAUCAAUCGUUCCUGAGCCGAUAGGCACAAGGAUACAAGUUUCUUGCAAAAUAUGCCUUCGGCCGCUGAUUAGGUUUGGUUCUGUGCUUUGAAAUAACUUUAGGAACGAAACAUGAUACGUGAGGGAAGUGUCAGGCUAAGGGCAAGUGACUCUCGGUGGUGAAGACAUAUACUGAGCUUGUCAGUAUUUCGUAGCCUGUACCACGUCGCGAAAAUAGAACAAGCCAAAGAAAAAUAAGACGCCUUUCUUUUCCCAGCCCCCGCAGGUUUUUCGCAUUACUUUUUACUGCACAACUGAUUCUACCUUUUCGAGCCGGAGCGAAGAUGGACGCCCUUGGGGUUAAGUUUCCACUUCAUUUUCGGCACCUGACUAAACGCAAGCGCUGACUUGUGCGCCUAUGCUUCGUUUGCGCUGAAGUAGCAGUAUAUGACCACGACAGACUUGCUGCUAUCCUUGGUUUGAAACCGCAAUGGGCAAGAACAAUUUCUUGAAAAGAGCAAACUGUUUAAUUUUCCUCCUUAGUAGACAUGGAGAACAACUACUAGGACUUAAGCAAUGCCAUUGCUUAAGCCCUACUAGACUUGAAAAGAGAAAGCAUGAUGCUUUCUCUUUUUAAUGAUUUACGGCUAAACGGUACAAUUUCAUGUAGCUUUCACGCAAAAUUAAAUACUUAGUUGUUUGCAGAAUUGCAUUUAACAACAAAUUACAGAAAUUUAACUAAGUUUAGAUCUCAUAGAUAAGAAUUGAACGGAAAAAACUUUUGGGGUAAAAAAGUCAAAAAAUAAUGUUUGCUGGAAAAUCACUUAAUGGACAUACAAUAGCAGAGAUAUCAUGCCUGUAAUUUUCUGUUCAAUGCACCUUAUGACAAGUCUGACUAAUCCACUGGUAACCCAUGCCUUAAAACCGCCUUGAAUCUUAAAAUUUAAUCCAUUUGCCUUUCAUGCGUAGUGGUUGGGGGUAAAAUCAGAAGAACAGAACAUUCAGUUACUGUACCAUUUUUAAAAGUGGGACAGUAUGUUUGCUAAUCAUCUUAGUUAACCGCCUUUAAAAUAGGACAAAAGGACACCUGGUCAUACAGGAAAAUGAAUUUACUGUAUCCCGAAAGCUUUGGUUUCCCGUGCACUUAUUUUUCGCAGGAGACAAUCGAUAAUUGCCUGGUCACGCAAUCGGAGGUUAGUAACUAAUUUUAAAAAAGUCAUUGAUACCAUCGCCGCUUAGCAAAUACACUACGUGCUGCAAAGGAUCCAAAUUGCGCUUAUAGAAUGUUUUCCUAUUCGGCCCACUUUUUAUCUCAGGUAAGGCAUUGCAAAGCUGAUUCAUUUACGAAGGUUCGAGCGAGAAUUAUUUCAUGAUGUUAUUCUGAUUUCGCAGCCACGAGAAAACAGACCUAGACUCAGGUCCACUCGCAGACGCCAUGGUACAAUCUACAAGAUCUCAAGAACAGAAAUUACCCAUUGAACGGCCUCUCCUUUUGAAGAUUGCGUGUUUUUCAUUAAAACAGGUACAUAUUAAAAGAAUCUUUGUUAGUUUCUCCCUUUUAACGAGCUCAAAUCGACGCAUAAAACUAAGUUGACGUGCACGUGUCAGUUGACCCUGCGGUCAAUUAGCGGUUGUUUGGGACGAAAUAACCUCAAAAUAAUCAGUCUAUUUUACAAGCGUUCGCAAGAACACCAGACUAACUUUCAGAUAAUGUGGAAGUACCAUAUCUCAUUAGGUAGUAAGCGGGAUUUGGGGUGAUUUGGAGAAUUCCCUCAUAUAGAAAAUUCGAUUUUGGUUUUAGCGGUAAACUGUUGUAUUUAUAAGCAUUAUGCAAAUUACGUUUCAAAAUUGUGCUCGUUCGUCGAUGUUUUAUGCUCUAAAUCUAAAAAAAUGUGCUGUUUAGAAAUUGUUAAUAUCUGUUUUUUGAGAUUUAAGUGGAAGAUUGCCAAUAUAUUCGCUCGUUUAUGAAAGUCAGCUCAUUUCUGUCGCUAGGCUAUAUUGCCGUGUUCGGCGGCUAAUUUUAGGCCCGCAGACCGUUGAAAUCGAAAAUCUCAAAUAAUUCCCAAAUUCGGCCGCAUUUUGAAAUUUAAACCUCAGCAGUGUUAUAAAUUCAUUAAAACCUUAUUACAGACUUAAAAUGAGGGUAGGUUAGGUUUUGAGCUGUGGCCACGGUUUGCUCGAUUUUUCUGUGCAUUCGCUCUUAAAACUCGUACUAAGUUGGUUGAUCAUGACUGAUGGGUGACCGUACAACCGGAACAGUCGCCUGAGUAAAUUGGAAACAAGAAACCGCCAAAUCCACUACGAUUAUCGUCUAACUAGAGAUUAAAUCCAAAUAUUACGUGGGGGAGUCCAACACUCGUGCAUACACGCACAGUAUAAUGACUAUCAUGUGAACUACUUGUGACAUCACUUAGCUUAAAAAGAAAUGACGAUGCAUGAUGUAUACUUGUGUCCACACACCCAUUCUGCUUUCUAAAAAGGCCUGCUUUUAUUUCACAUUAUUAUGACUGGGAAAAGUCUGUACCUAAUUAUUUUAGUUCUACGAUGAAUUGCUAGUCUCUCUCUUGAUCUUGGGCAUCAACCGCAUGGCCAGCGUAUCACUGCGGGUAUAUGGGAAAGCGGAGGGAACCGCAAUAUGCUGAUAUAUUUCCUGGUUGAGCAAUUACAUCACGUGCGUGCAGCCAAGUGUAAUUUCAGGGCGGUAUUAAAUAGGCUCCUGGUAAUGUCAAUUUUGAAGUGAUUCAUAACAACAAUUAGACAAAAAGAAACGAUAUGGUAGAUUGCAAAUAAAGCCUUUAUAGUAUCUCAAAUUGUAUAUCUUUUUCAGCCUUGGCUUUCUUGUACUGAGUUCACCAUUUCGAAUUUAAGAGGGCUCUGAACCUCGCUCGCGUUUUGAAUUUCUUUAACUUCUUCAAAUUUGGCAUUUUUAUCAUGUUGACCUUCCACAACAAAGACUCAAGGAGCUUGUGUUUUUUAUUGAAACAAACUAACGGUUAAGAUGUCGUAAGCAGGCUUUUUCUACGGUACAUUGUUACGGUUUUACAAUGAUCAGGCACUUGUUUGUCACCGUUUGUUGUCGUAGUGUUUGUUCCGGCACCGCUCUUUCGCUCAGGUUCAUACUUUGCUUUACCAUUAAUUUUCAAAUAAGCUUGACCGAUGUUUUUCCUUAGAGAAUGGAGGUUUCAUCUCUGGAGGACAUUCUCACGGCACCAAACUUAAAUAACUGCUUCCAAGCGGAGGAUGAAGACAAGGGGAAUGGUUCUUCGGCACAGUCUAACAAUGCAUUUACGCUUCAAGGAUGCGCGGACGAAAACGAAAAUGAGGUAUUUCAAGAGCAUCCAAACCUUUCAACUGUGACCCAUUUUGAUACGCAGGCUUGUUAAAAUACACAAUUAACUCCAAGAUAGGGCUACCCUGGGUGCCAGAAGUUUUUUUCUCGCGUGCGACGAGGAGCUUCGUCGGCCGCAGGCCGACCCGUCUUCGGGCGAAGACCGGAGACACGAGCGGCGAAAUCGCUUUUCGCGCGGGUCACUUUUUAAAGACAUGACCGAAACCGGAAACCGCGCAUGAAAAGCCUCUGGCCCCCAGGGUAAGAUAGGGCAGUCAUAAGAAAAAAAUAAAUCUUAGUAUAAGGGAUUUCAGUCGCCCACCACCAGUCUUCGAUAGUUUCCUUUUGGGCUGGCGAGUAUAUCCGCCUUAAUAACGUCGGUUUAUAACCGUAUAUUCAUUUCCAAGUCACAUAUGCACUUUACGCUUUCGUUCCAUUCAAGCUGUGACUCAGAUAAGCUCUAGUGACAUACUGGCUGAAUCCAGUCCACAUUUGCCUACCCCUUCCCCUGCCAGUUAAGUCUGCCAUAUUGCAUUCUACACUUUCCAGGGUAGAAUGAGAGAAGUCACAUUUUUCUUUAAAGAUAAUGGUUUGGUUUCUCGUAACUUCCAUGCUUGAUUAGUUUUCCGGAUCGAAAAGAGUUUCCCGUUCUCUCCACAAUCGGCAGUUGUUGCCACAGUAAAUUUAAAGGAAAAAAUUACGAGAAUAUAUCCAGUGUGCCGUUAGUAUCAACUUCCUUUUUUGGGAGCUUUUUAAGAAUUCCAAAAAUGAUGAAUUAUAAUUGUGGCCUGAAAUGUUUUCGAGGCUUUGCAUACUCAUGUCUGUGAGAUAGAAGGGUUCAUAAGCUGUGAUGUUCCAAAUUUUGUUUAUUCGGAUGCAAACUACCAAUGUUCUCGUAAAUAACAGAUAAAAAUACACAUCGGGCAUCCGAUAUCCGGCUUGUUAAAGCAGCAACAAAAUGUUGUCUUUCUGUUUAGGCUAUGAGUGCUUAAAAAUACAUUAAUAGUUACCUGCUGGAUAGGAAAGGCUCCAGUACUGAGGCCAUUCAGAAAAUAGGUAUCUGGUCACCUCGCCACCAACGAAAUCCCCACCAAGAAUAGAACCUAGCUUAGCACUGUUUCGAACCUUCAUGAACGCAAAUUUCUUAACCGUUACUUUAUUUUCAUAUUUCAAAGAAAUUACUAGAGGUUGUGAAACGCUUCUGCCAGUUUUUUAACUGAUCUCUCAAAUGUCAAAGUCAGGUGACAUUCACACUAGAGUAUUUUAGUAUUUGCAUUAUCAAGAGCAUAAGACGUUAGAUGCAAGAAUCGUCAAUUUAGGAUCGACAGAUUUGUAUUUGGGUCGACUUUAAAUUGGAAUAUACUUGGCAAAAAUCGUAGAUAAGUAAUCCCACGUAUUAAACUGUGUCAAUUAUUUCAGUUGGAGGCGAGUCGACCUCUUGGUGGCAAGAUGGUUUGGUCGCGAGAUGACCCGUCGUAAACCAAAAAAUAUUUAAGUUUGAAGAUAACCUGUCUAUAUCGCUAAAAACUCCUAAAGUCCUACCUGUCUACAUUUUUGACAUGGUUACUUCUAAACUACGUUUUCAAAAUACGUUCUCCAGUAUUGAGUAAAAGCGAUUACCGGUGUUGGAUUUUAGGAAGAAAAGACGUACAAUGUGCAUUAUCAGUGCACACACAGUUCUUGCCAAUCAAACCCAAAUAUAAGAUUCGUACGACAAUUCUCAUUAAACUAAAUUCAAUGUUACGGUACAAAAAUGCAAAUCUGGCGCCAAUUUUGUUAAGUGCGUUGGCUGGGAAUGCUCUUACCCACUCACUCAUGCAUUUCACUCCGGCGUAGAUCAGUGAGUGACUCUUGGGUCAAUGCACAUGAUUACGAUCUCAAAUCGUUCUUUUCAUUUCAGCCAGUUCCUACGCCAGUAAUUGAGACGGAGGAAGAGUCAAAGCGCCGAUUGGGUAAGUGAUCAUUUUAUUCUGCACGUUCUCUCUGGUUGUCGAUUGUGCAGAGACCGCUUUCUCCACACCGCACCUCUGUAUUAUGACAGCCGAUGAAUGCCUUGCCUUGCAAAUCCUGUAAAGUGGGUAGAAAUAAUCUCCCUUAACUUUCUUAACUGGGCGUUUAAAUCCUGUCGGUCUACGUGACUCGUGCUUUGAUACUCCAAAAGUGUGCCUUUUGACGGUACAGUGUCCUUGUUUCCUGUUCAGCCAAGUCAUUAAUCAUUUGUUAUCAUAUAGCUAUCGCGUUGCGUUGGGUUAUGUAAUAAGUAGAGAGUUUGCCUGUAAACGAAUCAACAACUCGGUUGUUUUCUUUUUCACAACAGCAAACAGCUUUUUGAACUUUUCAGUAAACCGUUUCAUAAACCAUUUCAUCCAUUUUUGGCGGCGUCUGUGCGAUUUUCAACUGCAAGGCAGUGUUUCGAAGGCCAAGUCGACUAAACCUGAAAAAUUCCGAAAAUGUUUUUCCUUUCACGGUGACUUAAAUUGACUGAAAUCUCUGGCAUUUAAAAUAAACUAGCAAUUAGUACAUGUCAAACAUACUUUACUACGGUUUUUUAAUUAAGUUGUCGAAAUAAAAUUAAAUUAUUAUAAAAACGAUCUAUGAUCAUCUAUGGGCGCUUUUCCUCUCAAAAGUUAUCUCCAGAUUUAUCAAUUGCCAAAUGAAUCUCGCAUAUCUAGUACAGAUAUGACUCGCUGAGUACUUAAAGUACGUGCUUUGGCGACUCUCUAAUUGCCCUGAGGGAAAUACAGUUAUGCUUCAUCAGUAGUCCUCGUAUUUCAGUCAACUUGUAUGAGGAGAGUUCUGUGUCUUUUCUUUUUCGGAUAAAAGAUCAUAAAACAUUGAUCUUGACUGAUACGUAAAUAACCAGCUCUCAUUUGCGAACGUUGUAGACUGGUUUGAGAACUGAUAAUGAAGUAUUAUAUGAAGUAGUACAAACCCAGCCUACAUUUUGCAUGGAACUCUGACUCCAAGAGGAGAAGUACGAGAGGGGAUAUUUACAAACCGCAUGGAACGGAUGUGAAUUUCGAGAGUAUCGAUUAGUCCUCAAGCAGUAAAUCUGGGACAGAUUAGAAAUCAGCUUUAUUUAGUCUAGAAUAAGGUAUCAUUUACCGUGAAAUUACCAGCAGUCGUCUAGAGUAGGAAAUUAAAGGUCAUUAAAACCCGGACGUGAAAAACCAAGCUGCAGGUACAAUCAACAUUAUCCAAGUACGAUUUUUACUUUGUUAGCAAAUGGCUUCCCACUGAAAACACUGCAAGGGAAGCGUGAGACAGAUAACUGCAUGUAAAAUGUUCUUUAACAAGGUUAUAUACCAAGAUGAACAGAGUGCACCGUGAGACAGUGAUCUACUGGAUAUCAAUUAUAAUGGGUGUGCCAUAAAUGGUACAAAAGCGUAAGAGAAAAAGCCGUGAGGAGGGAAAGUCGUAAAAAAGAGAAAGUAGUCUGGAAAUACAAUGCUUCAGUUACAUGUAGUUAUUUCACUACUGUUCUCCAAUUACAAGUAGAAGACAUAUACGUAGAAAAAGGCGUGCAUCAUCCAGUCAUAGAACUGAAAAACCGCCAGGCGUCAUAUUUAUUGAGGAUAAGGCGGGGCGGCGGUGGACAUUAGAGUUCAGAGGGGAGCUGCUUAUUUUACGUCGGCCAUGUUUGCAACCAGCGAGGCGAAAUGAGAAAGAUGCAACACAGGCCGCGCUAUUCAAACAAUGAACUCGAAGGCGCUUUUACUCUACAGAGUUCAGUGACUGAAGGAAGAGGUGUUUUAGUCCGGGAUGACGUCCUUUUCCACUGGUGUUUGUUUGUUCUGUUGAGGACUCCUAGUAAACGUAAUCUCUUUUUGAAUCAGAUUUUGUGUUCGAACUGAAAAGAAUAAACACCCAGAACAAUUCAAACGUAUACACAAAUGGCUUGUUAAAUUCUACGAACAAAGACCACUUUAGAGUCUAUCAGAGAUUUGACCUGAGAGAAUUACCUGCU
Messenger RNA from Porites lobata, 16728 nucleotides. The record is from the annotation of a GenBank genome assembly. Lineage: Eukaryota; Metazoa; Cnidaria; Anthozoa; Scleractinia; Poritidae.